AAACAGUAUUUAAGGAGCUGCAAAAGGCGAAGACGCCGAUUAUUGUCUCAGUGCAGUUGUCAGUUGCAGUUCAGCAGACCGGCUAACGAGUACUUGCAUUUCUUCAAAUUUACUCAAUUGAUCAAAUCGAAAGAGCCAACAUGUCGACUACUUUGACCAACAAGAACGUGAUUUUCGUUGCCGGUCUGGGAGGUAUUGGCCUGGACACCAGCAAGGAGCUGGUCAAGAGGGACUUGAAGAACCUGGUCAUCCUCGACCGCAUUGACAACCCGGCUGCCAUUGCCGAGCUGAAGGCAAUCAAUCCCAAGGUGACCGUCACCUUCUAUCCCUACGAUGUCACCGUUCCCAUCGCCGAGACCACCAAGCUGCUGAAGACCAUUUUCGCCAAGCUGAAGACCAUCGACAUCCUGAUCAACGGAGCUGGAAUCCUGGAUGAUCACCAGAUCGAGCGCACCAUUGCCGUGAACUACACGGGAUUGGUCAACACCACCACUGCCAUUCUGGACUUCUGGGACAAGCGUAAGGGUGGACCAGGUGGUAUCAUCUGCAACAUUGGAUCCGUGACGGGUUUCAAUGCCAUCUACCAGGUGCCUGUGUACUCCGGCACCAAGGCCGCCGUGGUCAACUUCACCAGCUCCCUGGCGAAACUCGCUCCCAUCACUGGAGUGACCGCCUAUACCGUCAAUCCCGGCAUCACCCGCACCACUCUGGUGCACAAGUUCAACUCCUGGCUGGAUGUGGAGCCCCAGGUCGCCGAGAAGCUGCUGGACCAUCCCACCCAGCCCUCUUUGGCCUGUGCCGAGAACUUCGUCAAGGCCAUCGAGCUGAACCAGAACGGUGCCAUCUGGAAACUCGACUUGGGCACUCUGGAGGCCAUCCAGUGGACCAAGCACUGGGACUCGGGCAUCUAAACAAAACGUGAUACUACCCAGAAAAACCAACACACAUAACAUUAGUACUAGAUAUUCAUGGAUGGCUAUAAGUCUGAUUCGAUGCACACUCACAUUCUUUUCCCUAUAAUACGAUAAUAAUAAAACUCACCAAAAAUGAAAA
This is a messenger RNA of Drosophila takahashii, 1053 nucleotides long. It is a transcript of the gene Adh, whose product is annotated as Alcohol dehydrogenase. Gene Ontology annotation, biological process: alcohol metabolic process. NCBI's taxonomy places the organism in Eukaryota, Metazoa, Arthropoda, Insecta, Diptera, Drosophilidae. Gene Ontology annotation, molecular function: alcohol dehydrogenase (NAD+) activity. The record is from RefSeq and is a predicted model, not a curated record. Gene Ontology annotation, cellular component: cytosol.